Messenger RNA from Cydia pomonella (codling moth), 3885 nucleotides. RefSeq lists its product as uncharacterized. The transcript has 4 exons. NCBI's taxonomy places the organism in Eukaryota, Metazoa, Arthropoda, Insecta, Lepidoptera, Tortricidae. The coding region runs from base 613 to 1530 and encodes 305 amino acids. The record is from RefSeq and is a predicted model, not a curated record.
CCUUCGGUUUGAAAGUCACACGCUCUUAGCACUCUAAAAAAAUCAUGACCAUAUAUCUAUUAAUUUCAUUACUGAUUUUGCAAAUUUGCAUUGUUUUAUUUGGUUUCCUUCCAUUCCAUUCGACAUGAAAAGCAACCGAGCCGUCCACUGAUAUCCGACAUGCUCUUGGCCGGUUUUUUAUAUGGAGUAGUUGUCAUUUAAAAUAUUUAUAGAACUUUUUUUGGAGUUUACCACAUAAAAAAACCCACAAACACAAAAAUAUAACAAUGAAGCAAUAAAAACACUGUAAAAUAUGUUUCUUCACUUCAUUAUUAAAUUAAGCCAACCAAAAGAGACUUCAAAGAAGGAUCAUCAUUCGACGCGAGAGGUAUUAUGUAAACACACGUAAUUUUAUCAAGAUACUGAUGUAACAAUGUUUCAAUAAAAACAAAGUAACAAAAGCAAUACGAGAAAUCCAAACAACAUUUGAUCAGAGACAAUGUGUUUAUUAAACACAGUUGUGAUGUUAAUGUAGUACGGAUGAAUAUUCAAGACAAGCCAGUCGACUUUUAACUGCCGCCGACGCGUGUGAUGUGAAUUUUGUAAAAUUGGAAACAAUGAAAGAAAUCUAAAAUGAAUGCGUUAUUGAUUUACAUGCUAAGUUUAUAUUUACUUUUUUCAAGUAGUGGUGUUGCUAAUAAUCGGAGGAUACAAAAAUCUGGAUUCUUAGAGGAGGAGUUCAGCAUAGAAUAUAAUACUACUUUACCUAAUAUAACAGCAACCAGUGAAUCAACUGUACAAACUACUAGCAAAAUCGGCUCAAAGGAAAUCAAAUACGUCUUGACAAAAAUGCUGUUAGUAGCAACAAACAAAAAUAACUGUCGCUGUAAUUGUUCUCAAAAUGUACACAUAAGUACAACUAAGAAAAACGUAGCAAUCGAUAAAAGAACAGAUAAUCAAGAUGGGAUUAAAAUAAGAAAUAAACCGGAAAAGUACUCCGGUAUAAAUGACACUCUGAGUAAAAUAUGCCCAUAUUUUGUGCCCAAUGAAAGUUUCGAAAUGGACACAAUGGCUGACGUUUAUUGGCCAAAGUUUUAUAAUAUGAAAGAAAAUUUGAAUUGUUUUAAGAUAACUGUGCUAAGACUGACCGAACAUCAAAGGGAACGAAACGCGAUAAGGUAUGGCAGAUUCGGCGGAAAGGUGGACUGGACGCGGUGCUACUUCGAGAUCAAGCCACCGGACUCUAACACCGGGGUGAGACACUUCCUUGUGGGCGACGCGAACGACAAAGGAGUGAUGAGGAACAUACUGAUCACGAGAGAAGCAUACGGCCAGUUCUCAUUCCAAGAAGAAGUCCCUGAUCAGUGGCUGAUGCUGCGGAAUCUGGUGCUCCUCCGUGAUUGCGAGACAGGGGAAGUGGUGGUAUUCACUAGAUCUCCUCAGAUGACGAAAAUAGGAGAAAUCGUGCAAGCCCUGCAGGAUUUGGGGGAGGAGAUGGUCGGCAAGAUGCUGUGUGACGACGACGAGGAUUGGUUAGAUGACAUGCCUUAACGUGGCCUCUUCUUUUAAAAAUAAGACAGCUGUAGAGAAAUGUCCCUAUAUAGAUAGAUGUCUGUAUGGAGAUAGGUCACCAAUUGCAGUGAGAUACCGAGUUGGUGAUAAUUGGGAAUAACCCGAUAAAGAAGGCAUAUCUGCAGCCUUUAAACCUUCAAGAAAUAAGUGUACUCUAGUACACUUAUUUCUUGAAGAUGAGUGACUUAUCACUUUGAGUGAUAGUAUUAAAAUAAAUACACAGCUAAUUUUAUUUAAACAUAGCUAACUUAACCGUACAAUCUAAAAUGGAAAUAUAAAAAGCUUAAAGUAGCUCCUUACUUAAUAUUUAGUGGAAUAGGUAUCGUUAUCUUUAUACUAUGUUGUUGUAUUUUCCUGAAGAUCGAUUCUGUGAAUCUAGUCGUAGGUUAUAGGUAUACCUGUAAAUGUACUUUUACCUAACUUAUGUCUUUACGAGUAUUAAAGUUCCAAUUCAAUGAAAUGUUUAUAUUUACGAUAAACUUACAGGCUUUGUUUUUAUUUGAUAUUCAUUGCAUGACAAGGUAACUAUUUUUUUUUUUUAACUAAUCAUUUCAAGAGUGCCUCGCUGAAAGGCAAUACUUAUGCGUUGCGAGAAAAAGCUGCCAGCUCUCCGGUCACCGGUACAUGUCGUCAAGCUCACCAUACUUAUUAACCUAUCGAAUGAGCUAAUGCUUUUACGGAUACCGGAAAGCGAUAUGUAAAUGUACUACAUACCUAUACGAGGCCUGGAUGUUAAUAAGAUGACGAUAUGAGGUGUGCUGGUGUCCGACUUUAUUACAUACAUAUAACAUGAGUAUCACAUGAUUAUCCACCUGGUUUCUUGAGCUUAAUAGUCGCCUCCAAACCUCCCCUUAUAGCGACCCCAUUCCUCACACAAAGUUUACCUUAAGUUCAUAUUAGCCUCACUGGAUAACUGUUCACUCUGAGUACUGAUAGCGUUGGUCACAAUAUACCUGAGACAGAUCAUUAUUCUAAUAACACCAUAAGAACGUUCUUGACUUGAUCUAAAAUCAAAUAUCACUGCCGCGUAGAUUUGUUCGCAUACAACCUCCUUUUUCCUACUGUCGUUCUCAUCUACCCUCUCAACUUCCGUCAAAAAAUCUCAAUAACCUAGAAGCGGUUACUUAACUUAAACGUGACUACUAGCGCCAUCUACUCCAUGACGUUGGCAAAUAUUAGCUGGUUCGCAAUACGUUCGCGACAGCUGUUCUGUUUUCCAUGCGGAAAGCGUCAACUUCCGACAUGCUGUGCUAAAUUUCCGUUUUCCGGCUCCGUCGAACAGAAAAAUAGUGUAAACACCUCGGCUAGUAAAGAUCAUAUGUUUGUCGGCCGCGGCGAAGCUGAGACAAUUCUUACCUAACUGCCCUAGGUAUGUAAUGUAUUGGGUAAUAAAUUAUCUAAAACUAUGUUAUAAUAAAACAUAUUUCGAAUGGUAAAUGACACUACUCAUAGUUUAAGCGAAGUUUUCCCUAUUCUGUCUGAAAACUGGAUGCUUAAACUAUAUUGAAGACACGGAACGUGAAAUUGGAAUGAAUGCAGUUUUGUUCCCCGCUUUAGCUCGAGUGCGGCAAUAUCGCGGAUCAGGGGUCGAGCCAGCUUGCUUGGGAAUUCACGAACUCUAGUUACACACGUCGAAUAUGACAUAACUUCUGGUUUUUAGAAUAAGAAAAUAGGGUACCCUACUUGAUAUUAUAAAUACAUCAGUAACUUUAUAUGUCUACCUGUUACCUCAUCACGCUUAAAUCGCUUUAACUAUGUAGCCUAGGUUAGACUUAGACUUAGACAUGACAUGGGAUAGUUUUUUUUACAGUAAUUAGCAUUAGAGAUGCCCUGAAUAGUGGUUUUGGCCGAAUACCGAAUAUUCGGCCCCUCUCGGCGGAAGCGCCAAAUGCCAAAUGCCGUUCGGCAUGAACAUUUUGGUUAUACAGGCGUCAGUUAAAUUCUGCUGAAAAGUUCAAUCAACUUAUCUCGUAGUAUUCAAGAUAAAUUGCCAACUAUACAACCUAUUACAAAGUCACUCAAAAUCGCCCUCACUUUAACGUACAAUCAUUAUAAUUCCAAACAGUUGGUCAGCGCGUACAUAAAACUUUUGCCAUAAAAUCUAAUACCACCUUUGGGCAGCGAUCUAAUAAAUAGAGAGUCAGCGAAAGCCCAGAGUUACCUCGGAGUCGACGCACGUUCCCAAUUAAAAUUUAUUGUUUAGCAGAACAAAAGCCAUUUCAUUUUAUUUUCUGGAAGGGAUCGUUCCACCAAUAGGGUUAAGGGCUUUAAAUUAAGCAGAAUAUCAAUUUAGUAAGCUUUAUGUUCGGUAAUGAGAAAUAGGUUCUGACACUU